CCGCUAUGCUGAUUGGACUGUUUCUCACACGUGACCCGGAGACAGCGGAAGAAGAGGACUCAGUCGCAGUGAGAAGGGUAAGGAAAUAAACAAAAUAAAAACGAUCCCGUUUAAACGACAAAGAACUGAACAGCGGUUUAUUUUUCGGCAUCGUAUUGUAACUCGGUGUGUUAGCUAUCAAUUCUGGUAAUGUGGGGCAGUUUAAAUGUCUGUCUCAUUCGUAUUUUGUAGGUUUAAAGGACCGUGUUUAGAAACAGUCAUCGUUCAUGUCCGCAGAAAGUGAAAAUAAAAAAGAGGAACUGAGCCGUUGCGAGACAAAAUCGAACAACCGAGACUCAUUAAUUAACCUACUCUAUUGUGAUUUAGUUGUCGUAACAUUGGUUAUUAGCGCUUUUAGAUAUUAAAGCCGCACAGAUGUUUAUAUUUAUAUGAUUUUUAUGAUUUAUUUUUUAUGAAGGCGGUUUGUUCUAAAGAAGUAAAAGCGCCAGUGUUGUUAAAUAAUGAUGUUAGAUCAGCUGUUCCACCUUCACAGACCUUAAUAACAGCAGGUUUUUGUUGCUGGAGGCCUGAAACGGGAAUUUCCCACAGACCGACAUACCGCAACGUAACCAGUGCGUCGUGACGUCAAGUAUAUAGGGCAGCCAGAACGUGAACUAGAUUUAAUUUUCUUUUUUUAUUAUUUGUUAUUUUUUAUUAUCGUUUUUAUUUUUUAAAGAUUUAAUUUUCUUUCUUUCUUUCUUUCUUUAUUUUAUUUUUUUAUUUUAUUUUAUUUAUUUAUUUUUGUUGUUGUUAUUGUUUUUUAAAGAUUUAAUCUCUUCGUGGUGAAAUAAAAUAAGCAAAUCUAUCUUUUUAAUCUUUUAUCUGUCAUCUCUUAACUUAUUUCAGCUUUACUGUCAUUUUAGCUUCUUUUAUUUGUACUUUUUUAGGCCUUUUAUCAUUUUUUCUUUCGCUCAUUUCUGUUGCUUUAUUUUAUAAUUACUAUAACUAUCCUAUUAUCAGUUUUACCUGUCAUUAUUUUAUUAUUAUAAUUGUUGAUAUUGCCUUUUAUAUUUACUGUCCCGUUUCCCCUUGGACCCCCCUUUUAAUUGCAUUUUCCUUUUCUCUUACAUAUUUUAUGUUUUUAUUUUGGUCCUCAUGGUCUCAUUUUAUGUUAUGUCUAGGUUCCUUAUGACAUGAAAAUGGCCUUUAAUUGCGUUCUGACUGAGCUUUUUGUUUUUAUCUAUGACUAUAUGUCAAAGCACUUUGUAAACUUCUAUUUUUACAUACAAAAGAACGUGAGGAAAAUUUUUGCCAGUACUUCUAAUUCAUAUUGAAAAAAAUAUGAAAAUAUGUCAGUAACUCAGACCAGUUAAGAGGGAAUGUAUAAUUUUAUGGGCUUUGUAUUGGCAGAUAAGAGUUUCUAAAAUUGUUAUGAUAUCAGCAGGUGAGAUGACGCGGCACUAAGCCGCACGCAUGAGACAGCUCAUGAUAUAUCUGCAUAUAAAUUCUGAUCUAAGUAUAUUGAUAUCAGGGCAGGGACAUGGUUUAUUGAGCGUAUUGAUCACUCUUUGUGUUACUGAUGAGUUUCUGUUACCGUGUGUUCAGGUCCAGUCUCAGCUGCCAGGAUGCAGAGCACUACGAAUUACCUGUGGCUGAUCUCAGACCUGCUGGGUCAGGGAGCCACAGCCAAUGUUUACCGCGGCAGACACAAGGUAGGAAACACACCCGAUGUACCUGAGCAGCUGCAAGAGGGGGCGGAGUCAGCCAUGCACCAGAUUGAUUUUAGGAAUUAAAAUUUAAUACAGAAAGAUACUCGAUCCUAAUGAAGGAUGUCCCCAUUUUUCAGCUUUUACACUGACUGGAAAAGCCCCCAAAAUUAGGACUCGUGUCAUGUUGUAGAGUUCAUUCACUUUCUUGAAAUCUUUUGGAGUUCCAGAAAGUUUUUCAUCAGUUUUAAAUGUGCUGACUGCCUCUCGAGCAAAGAGGAAGGCACUAAUGAAGGAACUGUUAAAAAUACAGCUGCUGCUGGUUGGAACUGGUUCUCAUCUGGAACCAGUUUUCAGUUCCCAUCUCUAGUUCAGAGUGUGUCCCCCUUUGUUUUGCUUUGUUGUGAGCUCUGUCUCGGAUCACAGUCAAACCAUUUACUCUUGCCCUGUCCUUACAUCAGCCCACGUGUUGAGGACUAAAGGUGUCAGAGUAAUCUGGACACUGAGGACUGAUUCUGUUCCAGACACAUGGAGAACAGACUGACGACGGCAGAGCAGCUUUUCUAUUUGGAUCUCAAACUCAGACUCAUCUCAAUGAGUUUCAGAUGUCACAGUUUGUGUUUAUAUCUGAUCUGGAAAUCCUGAGGGCUGAAAACUGUAAAGAGGGGGAUUUCCUUCAAACUUAAGACCUCAAUCUUUAAAGACAGAGGAUGCGUCUGAACCUGAUCCUCUGUUUGAGUCUCAGACCCGAUCUGUCAUUAAAUGUCGACGCCUCAGGUCUGUCAGGUCAAGUCAGGUUUAAUAACAGGUCUGCUUCAUCUAUAAGAGAGUUAAAAAUAGUUUUAAAAGGUUUUACAUCCUAAAAAUAGUUACUAAAACUUAAUAUUUCUGAUGUUAAGUCAGACGGUUUUAAAAUAAUUGAAUAUCUGAAGGUUCAGAUGACAAAUUUAAGUCUAGCUGAAUGUUUUUUUGUGUGUUUCAGAAAACUGGGGACCUGUACGCCGUCAAAGUGUUUAACAACUUGAGUUUUUUGAGGCCGCUGGACGUCCAGAUGAGAGAGUUCGAAGUUCUGAAGAAACUGAACCACAAAAACAUCGUCAAACUCUUUGCCGUGGAGGAAGAGGUAAUAAAAUCGUGUUAGACAUGCAUGUAAAAUGUUGCACAUAUUUUAAUGUCUGAGCAGUUUUUUGCUGCUCUCCGUUUUGGUAGUUUGUGGUCUUCAAUCCUCUCAGUUCAGCUGGUUUUACUGUCUGUCCCUCUUUAGUCAAACACGCGUCACAAAGUCUUAGUGAUGGAGUACUGUCCCUGUGGGAGUCUCUACACCGUGUUGGAGGAGUCGUCCAACGCCUACGGACUUCCUGAAGACGAGUUUCUCAUCGUGCUUCACGAUGUCGGUAAGAAAACACCUGAAAAAAAAACAAAGAAGAUGAAUACAGCUCAGAGGAAUCAGUCAGAUCUUUACAACGUCUCUGAAACUCUUACCUGAGGUGUUCUGUGAUUGCUUGUUGCGUCCUCAGUGGCAGGUAUGAACCACCUGAGGGAGUACGGGAUCGUCCACCGGGACAUCAAACCGGGGAACAUCAUGAGAGUGAUCGGAGAGGACGGACGUUCCGUCUACAAACUGACCGACUUUGGAGCCGCCAGAGAGCUGGAGGAUGACGAGCAGUUUGUGUCUCUGUACGGCACCGAGGAAUACCUGGUGAGGAAAAAGAGGAGAAGGUCUAAAAGUCUCAGGAAUCCGUUUCACAAAGGUUCCUUCACCCUUGUCUUCUUGCGUUUCCGUGCAGCACCCCGACAUGUAUGAACGAGCCGUGCUGAGGAAAGACCACCAGAAGAAAUACGGCGCCACGGUGGAUCUGUGGAGCAUCGGAGUCACGUUUUAUCACGCCGCCACCGGCAGCCUCCCGUUCAGGCCGUUUGAGGGUCCGCGCAGGAACAAAGAAGUCAUGUAAGAGAUGAAAACAUGAAAAUUAAUCUCUGAGGAGGAGAAACAUGAAACUGAGUGAACAUUUUUUUUGUUUCAGGUAUAAAAUCAUCACAGAGAAACCAUCAGGAACAAUCUCCGGUCAUCAGAAGUGUGAGAACGGGAAGAUCGAGUGGAGCACGGAGAUGCCCGUGUCCUGCAGUCUUUCCAAGUAAGAACACACUCUGAGAAAACGUGUGAGUGUGUGUUGGUGUGUGUGACUGCUUGGUUUCUGGUUUCACACGCUCCUGGUCUGACGUUUCAGGGGUCUUCAGAGCCUCCUGACUCCGGUCCUGGCCAACAUCCUGGAAGCAGAUCAGGAGAAGUGUUGGGGUUUCGAUCAGUUCUUCGCCGAGACGAACGACAUCCUCCACCGAACAGUCGUCUACGUGUUUAGUCUGCAGCAGGCCACGCUACACCACGUCUACAUCCACGAAUACAACACGUAAGACUGAACCACUGAUAUCAGAGUAUAGAUGUUGAAACUGAAAACAUCUGCUACCAAAAGAAGGAAAAAGGAGAUUCUGAAAUAGACUGAGGUGGUCCAAGAUCAGGUUUCUCUUCUUCUAGUGUGUCUGAAAGUCAGUCCUCUGUGUUUCCACAGGGCGGCGCUGUUCCAUGAGCUGUUAGCCCGCAGGUCUAGCAUCCCGCUGCACAACCAGGAGCUGCUGUACGAGGGCCGCCGCCUCGUCCUCGACCCCAACCGACAAGCGAAGACCUUCCCCAAGACGUCCAGAGACAAUCCCAUCAUGCUUGUGAGCCGCGAGUCGGUCGCCACCGUGGGACUGAUCUUUGAAGAUCGUACGUCACUUUAGAAAUUUCUUCAGUUACGCCAAGUUAGAAUUUAUUUAUUCUGUGUUAACUCUGAGCAGGUUUUACUUAAGAGAUUAGUUUUUGUUUUCGCACAGAUUUAUUACCUGCUCCGUUUAUCUAAAAAACUGUCCUAAGCUCCUAAAAAUCAGUUUGAUCUGUGUUCCUGAACUUUACACAGUGAAGUGUUUUAACUCUGUGUUUUUAUCUCUGCAGCCAGUCCUCCUAAAGUCCAACCUCGCUACGAUCUGGACCUGGACGCCAGCUACGCAAAGGUACAAAUGAAACCCCUCACAUCCUCUCAUCUUAUGGGUUCGUCUAAAUUAGCUGCUGUAAGCGAACCAUCGACCUCGAGAAGAGUUCAUCACAGUGACUGCCCGGCUUGUUGACCUGCUGUCUCUCCUCUUCUUGUUGUGUUUGUGUCUCAGACUUUUGCAGGAGAUGUCGGUCAUCUGUGGAAAACCUCCGAGUCUCUGCUGGUUUAUCAGGAGCUGGUGCGGAAAGGAGUGAGAGGUUUGAUGUAAGAUCACAUCAGAGUGUGUUUGACCUGGUUUUACUCCAAUGUUCACAUCAUUUGGACCCUUUUGCAUUUAGCUCACUUCCUCUGUGCUUCCAUAAACUCAGAACCUGUUAGGAUAUUACCCUGAUUUUCCUGUAGUAAAAAAAAAAACAUCCUCAAAUGUGAACAUUUUCUCUUUUCUGUCUGUUUUCCUGCAGCGAGCUGAUGAAGGAGGACUACAGCGAGAUCCUGCAUAAGAAGUCUGAGGUUUUCCACCUCUGUAACUUCUGCACACAGAUACUGGAGAAGACGGAGCAGCUGUGAGACAUUCAAACUCAUUAAACAACAGGUUAAUAUUCAUUAUUUAACUGAAGUUUAUUCACAGUUUAACCUCACUGCUGUCUGUCUGUCUGCAGGUUCGAGGUGUUGAUGCAGGCCAACAUGAUGUCCUCAGAGUACGAUGAGAUCUCAGACAUGCACAAGAAAAUCCUCAGAGUGAGCGCUCGUUCGCUAUUAUUCUUCAAAUGCAGAUUUUGUCUUUGCAUGUUUUGUGUCAGAAACUUUAUCAAUAAUGUGAUGUCGAGUUUAUUUGGACGCAGUGUGAAGCAUCAACAUGAUACAAGUUUAUGUUUAUAUCUGUGCAGAUCUCCAGCUCCCUGGAGCCCAUCGAGCGGACGGCUCAGGACAUCAAGAGUAAAUUCCUCCCAGGAGGUUUGCUCACCGACGGCUGGACACAACAAGUGGGGACGCACCCCGAGGACAGGAAGUAAGGCUGGAUAAGUUCAUGUAUACCAGCGCAUCUUAUAGAACACCACGAAGUUCUUCUGUUAUAUAAUAACAAUGACAUUUGGAAAGGGACGUGUGAAAAGACAGAAGGAAGCUAAAAAGUGGGAAUUAGAGGAUAAAAUAAAAAAAUUAUAAUACAGUCAUAAGCAGUCUUCAUCACCUAAGGAUUUAAAACAUCUAAAUGCAGCACGUAGAGGACUUAAUGGUCUACUGUCGGAUAAAAUUGAGGGAAAUUUAAGAUUUACCAACCAGAAAAGGGACUUGUGAUGAAAUAUUUGAAUGUUUUGGAGCUGCAGGUCUAAAAUAUCUUCAGUUUUCACUUUUUUUAAAAUAACUGUUGGAAAAUAAUUAACCCUGUUGUAAUAUUCUGUUCUUUGUAGGAUACAGUAGUCAUUUUAUGUGUUAUAUGUUUGGAGAGAUCACGAGACGUGUGAACUUUUCUCUGCAGCGUGGAGAAAAUCAAAGUCCUGCUGGACGCCAUCACGGCCAUCUACCAACAGUUCAAGAAGGACAAAGCAGAGAGACGUGAGUCCUCACACACUAAAAGUCACUUUUUAACGUUAUUUUUCUGUCACUUUAGACGAUGUUUGAAUAUUUUUGAGAGAGGAAGUUUCUCUCUGAGUUUAAUUUUACCGUCUAUGUUUAGGUCUGCCGUACAACGAAGAACAGAUCCAUAAAUUUGACAAGUAAGUUCUGUGACUCACAAAGCAUGUUAGAGUUAAACCUGUAACUGACUUGCAGAUAUUUCCCUCUCUGGAAAGGAAAAACUCUACCCCGGAAAGGUUUUGUGUUUUUCCUGAACUAGAUUUAAGUUUGCAGGAAAAAGAUUUAUGACUUUUUAAAUCAAUUAUCAGACGCCAUAAUCCAGUCCUGAUCAACAUCAACAUCAUUUAUCACCUGCAUAUUCUCCUCUAGUCUCCUCUUAGCUAAUGACAGAUGUUUAGAGGAUAAUGCAGCGAGACAUUAUCUUCAUUUCCCUAAAUUUAUCCUGAAGCAACAAUAUUUUUAUUUUCCUUUUUUACAGCCUGAAAACUUAAACUUUUUAAAAAGUAUUUAUUUUCUUCCUUUUGUCCAUUGAUUCCUGUCUGCUUUUAUUUUGAAAUCCUGACUCUCUUCCUGUGUGCGUUACCUCUCCGACAGACAGAAGUUGGUUCUUCACGCCAGCAAAGCGAGAUCUUUGUUCACCGAGGAGUGCGCCAUGAAGUAUCGCCUCUUCAUCUCCAAGAGCGAGGAGUGGAUGAGGUAAAGCCGCGCCACCGUCGGCUGCAGUUUCUCUGGCUCCGACAGGAAAGGGGCAGCAGCGGCGGCGUGUUGCUAAGCAACCAUGAGAGCAGGAAUAAAUAUACGUUUGUAUUUUUGUUUUCAGGAAAGUUCAUCAUGUGAGGAAGCAGCUGCUCAGCCUGUCGAGUCAGCUGAUCAGCAUCGAGAAGGAGGUGACCAUGCUGAUGGAGAGGGCCAUCAAGGUGAGCUCUGACAUCAUCAGGUCACAUGACAGCAGGAGAUAAACGUCAUGUGACCUGAGAGUUGAUAUGAACUGUGUGUGUGUUCAGCUGCAGGAGCUGCUGCCUCAGAAAGUCCUUCCUCUGGUGUCGAGCGGGAUGAAACCCCCGGCUUACCUGAGCCAGAACACUCUGGUGGAGAUGACACUCGGGUCAGUGUUUAUCUGCUCUUCAUCUUCAUCAUCAUCAUUAGACAAACCAAACAAAGCAGACCCCCCUCACUUACAGUAAACCUGUUAAAUAUGAUGUAUCUGUCGUGUUUCAGGAUGAAGAAGCUGAAGGAGGAGAUGGAGGGAGUCGUCAAAGAGUUGGCAGAGAACAACCACUUCUUAGAGAGGUCAGGCUGCUCACACACGUCUGUUUAGUUCGGCCUAAAGUCUGGGAGUUAAAGAGGAACUUGGCAGAGCUUCUUUGAUCAUUUUUGUUUCCCACGUUCAGCAUUUUGUUUGUCUUUCAGGUUUGGUACACUGACGCUGGACGGUGGCCUGCGAGGCUAAAAGACAUUGACUCCCCGCGACUCUUUGUAAAUACCUUCUGUGUUUAUCUUGUAAAUAAGUUUGACUGUGACAUGAAGCUUUUUGUAUGAGCGCCUCAGAUCUGCUCACGAACACGUGACAAACUCUGCAUCACAGACAGCUGCAGCUCGGACUUCAGUGAUUUUGAUUUAACCAGACGGACAGAGAGGGAACACGAACACUUAAAAUCGACUUAAAUUUACCUGAAAUUUACCAAAGGAAAGAGAAAGAGCUGACACCUUCAUCCCAGAAAAAUGACUCUCAAAGCCAAGGAGGAGAAAAACGGUUUAACUUUAAAAACCUUAAAAGUAGAUUUUCUUUGAGUUUCUUUAAAACUUAAGUAGAUUAGAGAAAUUUUAUGUUUUAUUUAUUUGAUUUUAAAGGAUUUUAACUCUUCAAAGACUCAAACUAUGAAGAAUUUCUAUUUCAAACACUAACAAAGUCUGAAGAUGUAAGUUAUUUUCAAUAAGCCCCCAAAAUUUAUCUUAAAAUCUGUUUUAAAGAGUUUAAAAAUGUAAAGUGACAAUUUCAGCAGCUUUAUUCUGUCCUGAAGGUGUUUGGCGUCUUUCCCCUGAUAAAUGAAGGUUAAAUUAAGUUUGUUUGGAGGUGUGAUAUCAUGGUUUUCAGACUGUGAUGAUUGUUUUUGAUGAUUGCGUGGACGGAAACGUGUCUGAGGGGGUGGAAGAAACACAAAACUGUACCAUCCUUAACCUUACGAUAAGAUUAGGAGUUAAAUCCUUUAACUGGUCUACAUAAUAUAAAACCUUUUACUUUAUUGAUCCUGGUUGAAGUAUUCAGGAGUAAGAUGUAUCUGUUCUGUUUAUGGUCCGUUUUUAAGGGUUUCAAACCUGAAUUUAAUCUGUGCCUGUAAUCCGCUGAAAAUCCUUCUGUGUAAUAAUGUCUUAUUUUAAAAUGAGUUGAAUUAUUAAAGGGUUUAUAGACGGAGUAUAAAAGUUAAAAUAUAAAGGAACUUAAGCUGAAAACAUUUGAUGUUUAUUUAUUCUUCUUUAAGGCUGAUCCAGUUAUUUCCUCUAUUAGCUCAUCAUCACACAGAAACUCCUCUUCCCUUUCACGUUCAAAUCAUCUUUAUCGUUUACUCUUUGUUUUUGUAAUGUUUGUUUUUGUCAAUAAUCACGAUUUAAAAUGUCGAAAAUGAAAGGCAACUUGUAAAUAAAGAUGAACAGAAAUGGUGGCA
Messenger RNA from Xyrichtys novacula (pearly razorfish), 8952 nucleotides. NCBI's taxonomy places the organism in Eukaryota, Metazoa, Chordata, Actinopteri, Labriformes, Labridae. The record is from the annotation of a GenBank genome assembly.